GUCGGCGAUCGGCCAUCUUGCUCGUUGUUUAGACCGUGCGAGAGGAUUUCGUCGGAGGAUGCGUGUUUAUCGAGAAUUCCAGUGAUAUCGGUUAGUAAAACUCGACGCGGCGACGUUUGGUCUACCGAGAAAUGUGUGUUUAAUUGUGUGUAAACCUUGUAAGUUUAUUUGUAAGUUUUAUUACUAUUGUGUGUUGUGUGCUUUCGUAUGUGUGUGAGAUAGAAGUUUCUAAAGACGAGUGAAGAGGAAUAAUAUCGGCUACGGUCAAUUUGAAAGAGGAAGGAUUGAGGGAUUAUUAGCAAGAUGGCGCCAAUGGUUUCUACUUGAAAUGAGUGAAUAGAAAAAAAAUGGACAUCUUUUGGCCGUUUGACAGUGUUUUGGAAGAGAGGAUAAACAAACGAUAUGACCUAUUCAACUUUGUUGCUACGAUUUAUGAUUGAUUCAACGACGAAAACAACGACGAACACAGAGCUUUGGCCGAGGGAACACUUCGGCGAGACGACUUUCCAGUGGAAGGACAUGUUUUCUUUAUGAUUCGACUUACUACGAGACGUGGUUUAACUUGGCAUGGAAGAAAGAUCGUAGAGAAAUCGCGUGACCGGUGACUAAAAAAAAUGGAGCGACUGUUGUGAAUCCAGGAAGGAAGGAAGGAAGGACGGACGGACGGACGGAAGGAAGGAAGGAAGAAAGAAAGAAAGGAAUUAAAAGAAGCUGGGAUCUCGAGCGAUCUUGGCGAGGCUCCCAAAUAUCUCUGGUGUUAUCGGAUAACAUCGCAAAAAGAAAAGAAAUUCGUAAUAAGAUUCGUCGAGUUUGUGUCGGUGAUGUGUCGUGAUAGGUGGUGACCCCGUGUUUGUGGCCCCGUGAGGGCGUAAUCGUCAGUGUUUUAUGUGUCGAUGGUGCAAAGGAGUCUAUACGUUGGAUCUAAAAAGGUUUGGGAUUAUCCAGGAUAUAUGUAGCAUAUAAAUUCGAAUAUAUAUAUAUCAACGGAAUCACAAGAGGGAGAGUGAGAAGAGAAGGAGGUGUAUAAAAAGGUGUUUUUGCGCAAAAAAAAGAAAGAGUUGCUAUUGUGUAGAGAGAGCGAGAGAGAGAGGGAGAGAAAGAGAGGGAGAGAAAGAGAGCGAGAGAAAGAGAGAGAGAGAAAGAGAGAGAGAGAGAGAGAGAGAGAAAGAGAGAGAGAGAGAGAGAGAGAGAAAGAGAGAGAGAGUGAGAAGUGUGCGCGCGCGGGUCUUGUUUGGAUAUCAAGAACACCAAAGGAGUAGCCGCGGGGUAAGUGAUGUGUUCGAUGGACGAGGCGCGUCUCGCGGGCGGUGGUCGGGGUAAAACGAACGCGUGUCGCUCGCGCUGCCAUUAUUCGGGAUCCGUGAGAAAAGGCGGGCAGUCGGUGAUCAGGCUGGCGGGUGCCGGGGAAACGUUUCCAAGGGCAUGGCGACCACGCCACUAGGCGGUCGCCUCCCUAACGUUAACCGCAAAGGACCAUCCCCGUGUAUCGGUGGUGGUGGUGCUAGUAGUAACGGCAACAUCAACAACAACAACCACAGCAGCAACGUUAGUAGCAGCAACGGUGGCAACAUCAACGGCAACAACGGUAGCCUUAGUAGCAGCAGCAACAGCGGUGGUGGUAGUAGUAGUAGUAGUAACGGUGGCGGCAACAACAACAACAGCGGAUGCAAUAGCAGCAGCAACAACAGCAUAGGAAGUAAUAUCAAUAACAACAACGGUGGUAGUCAGAGAAGGCAAGAACGUAACACGAUCGGGAGAGAUCAUCAUCGGCAUCACCACCAUCAUCAUCAUCAUCACCAUCAUCACCAUCAUCAUCAUCAUCAAGGUCGAGACAAGUCAGGAGCAGCGGUAGCCGCGCCGACAUCGUCCUCCACCUCCUCUAUUACCUCUAUCUCUUCUUCGUCCGGUUCAUCCUCCUCUUCUAUCUCUUCCUCCUCCUCCUCCUCCUCCUCCUCCACCUCGUCGUCGUCGUCGUCGUUGUCGUCUAGCAGUGCGUGCCAGCAGCGCGAGGCUAAAACAAGCACGGUGGCUGCUAACGCCGGUGAGCUGGAUCCGGCCGCGACUAAUGCGACCAACAACUUCGAGUACGACGACAACGAAUGGGACAUUGGCAUAGGAGAUCUUAUAAUCGAUCUUGAUGCGGACAUUGAGAAGACGAGGGACGAGAAACUGAGCUCCUCGGGGACAGGCAUGGCUUCUACGCCUGCCUCGGCAGCAUCGGCCACGAAUAAUCCGAAUCAUCAUCAUCUUCAAAACUCAGUGUCAGCUUUGAACUCGUCUAACUCGUCCAACUCGGUAUCCGGAGUCGUAUCGUCUGGCGUAGUAUCGAACGCGGUUAAUCAGUCAUCGUCCUCGUUAUCGUCCAAUUCGAAUUCGUCGAACUCGUCUAACGUCUCGUCGUCCUCGUCGUCCUCCUCAGGCUCGUCCUCGUCGUCGUCCUCCUCCUCUUCGAACUCUUCCUCGUCCGGUGGUGCCGGUGGUGGUUGCGUCGUCGGUAAUUCGGGAAACGGCCGAGCCCAAAGCCCCUGUAGCUUAGGCGCAGGUGGCAACGCUCCUACGGCGAACGGGCCGAUCGUCAUCGGCGGUAACAACGGUACUGGUAACAAUCAGACGAGCAACGGUUCGACCUCUUCGCAGGUGCAGCAGCUAGUUACGGGAGGAAAGCAAGGGUCCGCGACUGUAGUGGGCGCGGUAAACGCCGUGGUACACGGUAACGCCGGAAAUCCCGGCAAGAUGGCCGUUGAACAUUCGGCGACCGUCGACAAGGGCCUCAAGAUGAAGAUCAAGCGUACGAAGCCCGGCACGAAGAGCAGCGAGGCCAAGCACGAGAUCGUUAAGUCAAACGAGAUCAAUGGUACGGCCUCCUCCCAGGAUAGCAACAACGGAUCUUCCCAAUCGUCGAGCUCAACGUCGGGUUCGGCGACAUCGGGCUCAUCGUCGACCUCCGUCGGGCAAAACUCUCAAAAUUCGGAGUGUGUAAGCGGUGCGGGUGGUGGUAGUGGUGGUGGUGGUGCCGGUGGUGGAAGUGGUGCUGGUAGUGGUGGUAGUGGUGGUAGUGGUGCCGGUGGUGCCGGCGGCGGUGGUAGCGGUACCACGGCCGGUCAAACCGGUGCCACCGGACAAUCGUCUUCCUCGAACAAAUCUAAACCCAGCCAUUCGCCGGCCUCGGCGACCGGGACGGGAAACGCGCAGUCCUCGACGGCGGGCUCGAAGCGUGGCUCGAGCGGACAUCGCCGUGAAAAGGCUCGUGACAAGCACGAGAAACCACAGAACAAUCACGCGCCGCAACAAUCGAAACCGGAGAUGAACGGAACGGCGAGGCCGCCGGCACCUCAGAGUCAAAACUCGGCGGGACAGGCAACCCAGUCGCAGGGACCGACGCCGGCAGCGACGGCGCCUCAACAGACUCAGGGACCACCGCCUAGCUCAAGGACGGGCUUUUCUGUCUCGCAAGGAGCCGGACCACCGGCAACUAGCGCCGCGGCGCCAUGUCCUCCGCCGAGCCCGGCCAGCGCAACGGCAGCUGGGGCCCCGGCCAAGCCGGAACAGACCAAGGUGGCCUCCGUACCGGGACCACCCCUUACUACGCCGGCCGAGGAGGCCAUGGACACUGCGGCUAGUCCUCCUCCGGCCAAAAAGAUGAAGACGUCCAAUACGGAACCAAAGGACAUGUCCGACGUUUGCGUUGGGACCAGCGUGGGGACCAUUACCGAACCUGAAUGUUUGGGACCCUGUGAGCCUGGCACAUCGGUCACGCUCGAGGGUAUCGUUUGGCAUGAGACCGAAGGAGGUGUAUUGGUCGUGAACGUAACGUGGCGGGGUAAGACAUACGUCGGUACUCUAUUGGAUUGUACACGACACGAUUGGGCACCUCCAAGGUUUUGCGAUUCACCGACAAGCGAUUUGGACGCACGUACACCUAAAGGUCGUGGAAAACGUGGCCCAGCAGCAAAUUCUACACCGGGCAACGAUCUCAGUAAUUUCACCGAGACAAGGAGUUCGGUGCACAGUAAAUUACGAAAUGGCGGUGCAAAAGGUCGAAGAGGUGCUCAGGGUUCACCGGCGGCGAGUCCAAGUCCGGCUGCCUUUGUGCCGCCGAGAUCGGAUCCAGCUGCUAAGAGAAAAUCUCGUGGUCCAGAAGAAGAGGAGAAGAAUAAAAGACGGGCACCACCUCCUACGCCUCCUAGUGGUUCGCCUCCGGCGAGCCCGGUCCUUUUGGAGUGUCCCGAACCGAAUUGUAGUAAAAAGUACAAACACAUAAAUGGACUGAAGUAUCAUCAGAGUCACGCGCACGGUUCCGCGGACGACGACGAUACAAAGGAGGGCAUCACUAGCAUGUCCGAGAACGAUGAGAGCAACAUAGAAGCUCCGAGUCCAGCCACGCCGGUGAAGUCUCCAGCGGACAAGCCGGAAGGAACCCCUGUCAGAGCGGCGAGUCCACCGGCGACGAGUUUACCGCCAGAGACACCACCGCCUCCACCUCGGGUACCUUCUCCUAGUAUAGAGACACCUAUGCCAGUUUUAACCUCGGACAAGGCUAUCGUUAAACCUGGCGUUUUAAGGUUCGGCCAAGACGAUUUACCUGCUCCUACGUCCGCGGCACCGCCUUCCUCGAGACAACAAAGUAUCCAACAACAACAACAGCAGCAACAACAACAGCAACAACAACAGCAGCAACAACAGCAACAGCAACAACAGCAACAACAACAACAACAGCAACAACAAAGUCAACCGUCGAUAACAUCGACGAAUCCACCUCAAAGUCCGAGUCCUCACCCAAGUCAAUCUCCCAGGCCUGUGCCUUCGCCACAUCCCAGUACAAACAUACCGCAGCCACUCAAUAUACCUCAACCUCCUCAACCUUCUCAAGUUCAACAACAUCAGCAACAAAAUCCGUUGUUGCAACAAGCCCAACAGACGUUACAAACUGGACCACCGCCUCAACUGCAAUCGAGUCAACAGCAACAACAACAGUUACAAUCGUCCGUACAGCAACAAUUGCCGCCGGCACAUCAGUUGCAAUCCGUACAGCAUCCCUUGUCCACGCAGUUGGGACAACCAACUCAAGCGCAUGUUAUUCAGCAGCCAACCUUACAGCAGCAACAACAAAGUUUGCAAAGUAUGGCGAGUCAGCAUCCAGGUCUUCAAGGUCUUACCGGACAAGUUUCACAACAAACGGGUCUACAAACCGGGCCUCCGACGACUGGACAUCCUGGACAAGGUGUACAAUCUCACAUGCAACAGUAUCCAAGCGUUUCGCUGCACACGAAGAUGCCGCAAUUCAAAGUAAAGCCUACGGCGGCAUUGAUGCCAGAGCAGGAUAAGAGUAAGGACCCGCGAACGCCGAAGCCGCAAGGUUACAAAAAGAAAUCGAAAAAAUCACCCGGUGGAAGUCCGCAUCCUUCGCCUUUGGAAACGCCGAUAGUCGAUUCCGCGAGGGAAGAUGUCCAAAGUCCGGCCUAUUCGGACAUAUCAGACGACGCGGCGCCUGUUCUCGAAGCAGAACCCGCCGACAAGUCGAAACAAAAUCAAGAAAAGGACAACAAGACUAGCGCGCCGACGCAUCUACCUGCUCACUUUGGAAUGUACCCGUAUUACGGUCAACCUCCUUACUUGGUGCCUAGCGUUCAGGACAGCAAGUCGGUCGAUCAGAAACCGAGCGAUCUCACGCCAAAACAGGAAAUGAAACCUUUGAACAUACCGCAGAUGCCAUCGAUGGCAAGUUUGCAAAGCGUCGUCUCGGAGAAGGAAAAGAAGGAAUUGAGUCAACCCUUGCCUCAACCUCAACAGCAGCCGCACUAUUACGGUGGUUACGGUGGCUACAUGCCUCCUGGCUAUCCGUAUCAGCCACCGCAAGCAAUUUCCCAACAACAACAGCAACAACAACAGAAUCAACAAGUGCAGGAACAAGAGGCGCAUGAGCAAAAGGCAAAGAUGAAGCAGGAACCACAAUCGCAACAACCGAGUUUGAAAGACAAACAACACGAAAACCAUCAGAUACUAAAGGAAAGUAUCGAGAUGAAGAGUCAAAUGAGUCCUUAUCACGUGUACCACGGGACGCAAAGUCAAAGAGCAGCACCUCCUCCACCACCUCCUGGUCCUGUACAAGAUGACAGGAGGUAUUACCUUUAUCCCGGAGAGCAAAGGCGAAAAGAAGAGUCGAACAAACAAAGUCAACAAGCGAAAGCUCCACCCCCGAGUCCGAAGCAUCAACCGAAGCAAGAAAAGCCUCAGGAUUUGGGCAAGAGCGACGACUCGAAAAACAAGCAAGAAGGCGUGAAGCCUACAAUGGAGACUCAGGGACCACCGCCACCGCCAACAUCGCAAUACGCGUAUAUACAUCCGGGAUAUAUGCAACCACAGCAUUACGGUGCGCUACCCUUCGACCCUGGCCAUCCAGUUUACAGAGGUUUAAGUCCUAUGUUGGUACCUGGACCUUACUCGGGUAGUCCUUACCUGCAUCAGUUGCCUAGGUAUCAUGCACCGGAGGAUCUAAGCCGUCCACCGGGUGGCAAGGCCCUCGAUCUUUUGCAGCACCACGCGAAUCAGUAUUAUUCGGCACACAAGAUCCAUGAACUGCAGGAACGUGCUCUGAAGUCGCCGACGCCAAAGACGUCCGCGGCAUCUGCCAGUCCGUCUUCGGCAGGGCCAACACCUGCCAGACCACCUAGCGGACCACCGACUUCGGUAGCGGGGCCAGGUCCACCGCAGGGUCAAGGUCAACAGCCUGGAAAACAACAAGGACAACCUGGCGGUCAGCAGCAACAAUCUGGCCCGGUCGAUACCGGUAGCGGGAAUCUUGGAAAGGACAGCAGAUCUCCACCACCUCAGAGACACGUGCAUACGCAUCAUCACACGCAUGUGGGAUUAGGCUAUCCCCUUUUAACGGGACAAUACCCCGCUCCUUACGGAGCGGCAGUGCUAGCGAGUCAGCAGGCCGCCGCGGUAGCCGCCUCGGUGAUCUCGCCAUUUCCGCCCAAGUGACCCGCGGCCCCCGGUCCCGUACUAGCCGGUGGAACCGGCGGAACCGCCGGAAGCAGCUCCGCACAAACUCACCACGCGCCGCAUCCGGCCUCGAGCGGUGCCGUCGCGAGCAGACAGCCCUAAGGAAAAUCCCUAAGGAACUUUCGAGAGGAUCGCCUCAUCCUUUUCCUUUUAAGUCAAUUUAUUUGCUGACACCAUUUCUCUCUCUCUCUCUCUCUCUCUCCUCUCCUCUCUCUCUCUCUCUCCUCUCUUUCUCUCAAUACCUCUUUUUACCUCUUUCUGACUCUGUCUCUUUCUCUCUCUCUGUCUAUAUCUAUAUCUCUCUAUUUCUCUCUCUCUCUCUCUCUCUCUCUCUCUCUCUCUCUCUCUCUCUCUCUCUCUCUCUUUCUCUCUCACUCACUUUUUUCUCUCUGUCUGUCAAUCACAUUUAUUUGGACCAGUCGUAAUGAGGCUGAUAAAAUUGUACUUAAAAUCACGAAGAGCCCUUGGACAAACUUCGGUUAUCUUCGAAUAUAUCAUCCUCGCCUCGUACAGCCUCGGUCGUCAGAGUUCAACGAAGAAUAAAUGUAAUCUUGUCGAGUUUUUCUCAAUAAUGUCAUUGAUGCAUCAUUUCUUUUCAUUGAAAUGAAUUUUUACGUCGAAGUUUAUCGUAUCUCGAAGUACCAUCAUAACGAUUGAAAGUAGACCCCCCUUCUCUCUCUUUUUCAUACUCCUCCCCCCCUCUCUCUCUCUCUCUCUCUCUCUCUCUCUCUCUCUCUCUUUCUGUCUAUUUCUCUCUCUAGUUUCGAUGCAAGCGCGUGGACCGAUCUUUUCGUGUACAUAGAUAGGUACCUACAUAAAUGCAUACAUACAUACAUACAUACAUACAUAAAUGCAUACAUACAUUAAUACGAACGUAUAUUCGUAGGUUCGAUGCAGAACCAAAAUGGUUGAUACAUUUUCCUUUGUAAAUAACGUGUAAAUAAAAUGAUGUAAGCAUAUACAUAAUAUUAUUACUCUCGUUCUCGGACAAGCAUCGUCGUCGUAUCCGAUAUACGUAAGCGAUAAAUGUAAAAUAUAUAUCAUAGAACUGAGUAAAGUUUUUAUCUAACAGAUUAAUAAAUAAAUGAUACGCGAGAAUGUUUUAUUAAUUGCGCUUGUUAGUUUGAAGGAAAAUUCGAUUAGAUUCGAUCAUUUCGACUCACGAAAGUAUAUAAUACGUUCCAUAAAAAAAAUCGCGCGUGCGUGUUUAACUUUCGAUGAAUGAAAGAUAUAACAUAAUAACAAAUUUUUUAUUCAUGUUGCACCAACAAAGCUUUAUCUCCGUCGAUAGAUCUUAAUGGAUCUCGUGAUUAAAAAAAAAAAAAUAUGUUGGAGAAUGUUCAACGAUUGGAUUUUUGUCAACGCUAUUAGGAAUAAAAAAAAGAAGAAACAUUCAAUUGAAAAGGAGAUGAUAAGCUUUAUCGAUCGACGUGAAAUGAAAAGUCGUUUCUUGCAAGAAGAGGGAUGAAAGAUGUCAAUGAAAAUAGAAAAAGAUCCAUAGAUCGCAUAAGUCGCAAACAAGAAAGAUCUAUCGAUAGCGUGAGUCGAGUAAAUCAAAUUUUAAUGAAUUUAAUAAUCGAGAGAAAAAGAAAAAGAAAAAGUGAGGGUGAAAAGGAGAGAGGGAGAGAGAGAUAGAGAGAGAUAGAGAGAGAUAAUAAGAGGGAGGAUAUAUAUAUAUAUAUAUAAGAAACGAAUGAAAAUGCGAAAAAAUUAACAAUCUAAAAAUAUAUUUCGUCAGACUGAAAGACUAUAAAGGAUUACUUAUUAAAAUCCUUAUUUUCGGAAUUGUUCUCGCAUGAUCGUCGUAAAAAAAAAAGGGAGGAAAAGAAAAAGGGAUGAGACAGGGGAAGGAAGUAAAGAGAGAGAGAGAAAGAGAGAGAGAGAGAGAGAGAGAAAGCGUUAAAAAAACACAAUGUAUUUGAAUAAUCCGUUGGUGGGUGUGCGAGUAUAUCCUCCCACUUUAACGACCUUUGAACUCUGAGUACGCAUUUGACAAAGAUACAAUUUUUAUCGAACGUAGUUACAUAGGAAACUUGCGUACGAAUCUGAACGAUAGCGUUAAACGAAAAGGAAAAAAGGAGAAACUAUUUUGUGUGCGUGUGGAGUAUAUACAUGUAUAUUGUAUAAAUAGUAAUAUCCGUGUAUGUGUGUGUAUGUGUGCGUUUGUCAUGUUUGUGCGUAUUAUUGAAUACGUCAGAUCGAAUAUAUAUAAUUUUAAGCCUGUAAAAAAAAAAUGAAAGGAACGAAAGUGCAUAACUUCGAUUUUUGUAGAGAAUAAAGAGAAAGAAAGAGAAAGAGAGAGAGAGAGAGAGAGAGAGAGAGAGAGAGAGAGAAGAGAAUGAGUGAGUGAAUGAGUGAGUGAGAGAGAGAGAGAGAGAGAGAGAGAAAUGAAAAAAAAAGCAAACAAUUGUAUGACUCGCUGGAAUUUAUCUAUUAGAAAAAUUUUAUUACGUAUUAAAAUAAAUUUAAUUGAUUUAUAUGUGUAAACAAGACGAUUGUCUAAGAAGUAUAUAGAUAAAGCGACGAACAGAUUUAAAAUGGUAAAAAAAAAAAAGAUGAUUCUAAAUAAUUAGGAUGACAUUAAGUGAUUGUACAUUUGAUCCUUAGAAACGCUAUUUGUUUACUAAAAAUAAACGCUAGCCAACGUUGUACUACAGUUUAACAAAAAAAAAUAAAAAAUAAAAAAUAAAAAAAAACAAAAACAAAAAGAAAAGAAGUGCAGCGUCGUGAAAUGGACAACAAAAAAGAAAAAAAAAAAAGAAAUAAGAAAUGCUAAGGUAACGAGAAAAAAAGUAAAAAAUGUAUUACACAUACAUAUACUAUGAUACAUAUAAAGUAAACUACAUAAUAUUAGUUUAGUAACGACUAUUAUUAUCUCUUUUAUUAUGAUUAUUAGUUAUUAAUUAUUAUAUUAUUUUAUUAUCAUCGUCAUCGAAUAAGAUGAAGAGAGCGACGCGAUCGAUUGGUAAAAAGUACACCCGUUGCCAGUGGUAUCGGACAAAUUUUAUCUAACCGCAUAGUGUGUUGUAAAUGCCAAAUUAAAUCAAAAAGAAAAGAAACGAAACUAAGAGAAAUGAAAAGAAUAGAAAAAGGGAAAGUGUUUUUAAUCGAACGAAUAAAAACAAAAUCAGUUUGCUAAAUGGAAAGGCGCGCGGAUAUAGACGUAGCGGAAACGUAAAACUGUAAACGAGUCGCCUCAGUUUUAGUGGGGUGCUCAAUGGAGAAGAAAAGGGUGGGCUUUAAAAUAAUGCUGGUGCUGUGCUGUGAUUUUUAUAAAAAAAAAAUAAAAAUAGAAAGAGAGAGUAAAAGAGAGAAAGAAAAAGAGAGAGAGAGAGAGAGAGAAGAGAGAGAGAGAAGAGAUAGAUAGAGAGAAAGAACGAACGAACGAACGAACGAAAAAGUCAGAGGCCCGAGUACAUAAAAGAGUCGCUCUAUAUCGUCUCUUUUAGUGAUCUUAAAAAGGGACAUUUUUAUGAAAAUGUGCAGAUAGCCUAAGUACCUGGACCCUGCCCUACGUUCUUCACCAGACUUUAAACGGAGAUAAAAAAAUAAAAAAAAAAUAAAAAAAAGGAAGACAAAAUUACGUUCUUACCGAUUGUAUAGGCUGUAUAAUGUAUUUGCUUUGAAACAAAUUUAAUAUAGAUUGUUAAUCGCUAAUUAUGGAAGAGAAAGAGAAGAAAACGGGGGGAGAAAAAGAAAAAAAAA
Messenger RNA from Vespa mandarinia (Asian giant hornet), 10710 nucleotides. RefSeq lists its product as uncharacterized. Gene Ontology annotation, biological process: regulation of transcription by RNA polymerase II. The record is from RefSeq and is a predicted model, not a curated record. Gene Ontology annotation, cellular component: nucleus. Lineage: Eukaryota; Metazoa; Arthropoda; Insecta; Hymenoptera; Vespidae.